This is a messenger RNA of Salvelinus sp. IW2-2015, 1640 nucleotides long. Its product is annotated as interferon regulatory factor 1. Gene Ontology annotation, molecular function: RNA polymerase II cis-regulatory region sequence-specific DNA binding; DNA-binding transcription factor activity, RNA polymerase II-specific. The record is from RefSeq and is a predicted model, not a curated record. Gene Ontology annotation, cellular component: nucleus. Lineage: Eukaryota; Metazoa; Chordata; Actinopteri; Salmoniformes; Salmonidae. Gene Ontology annotation, biological process: regulation of transcription by RNA polymerase II; immune system process.
UUCAGCAGAGUGUACACACUGUCAAUGAAGACCAGAGUGGAUAUUACAAGGAAUAACAGAGGAACAACAUCUCGCUCCAUCUUUACAAAAGAGAAUACCUGCUUUUAGGCUACAUUUCUAAUCAAUCGGAUUAAGCGACAUCAUAUUGCAGCUGAACCAUGCCUGUGUCUAGGAUGAGAAUGAGGCCUUGGUUGGAGGAAAAGAUUGAGUCCAACUCCAUCAGUGGAUUGGUGUGGAUGGACAAGGACAAUAAGAUUUUCUCCAUCCCUUGGAAGCAUGCUGCACGUCACGGAUGGGACUUGAACAAGGACGCGUGUCUGUUCAAGCAAUGGGCCAUGCACACAGGGAAAUUCAUACAAGGCGAGACUAAACCAGACCCUAAGACAUGGAAGGCUAAUUUCCGCUGUGCAAUGAACUCCCUUCCUGACAUAGAGGAAGUGAAAGACAAAAGCAUCAACAGAGGGAGUGGAGCGGUGCGCGUCUACAAAAUGAAGAACGUCUACUCUAAGCCAAGUAACAAGAGGUCAAAAGCGAACAAUGUAAAGAAAAAUAACAAGGGGUCACAGAUCAAGACAGAGGGAAUGGCGUACAGCGAAACCAAUUGCCCCGAGGACCUCAAUACCAACACACACCUGCAGGAGGACAGUAUGACACAGGAAAGCAUAGUAGACAGCACAGACAACCUAGGUGAUUUUGCAUUUGCUCCAGAGUGUUCCAGCAGUGUGGAAAUAGGCCCAGACAGCACCAACAACUUCUACCCAUCUUUCCAAGUGUCACCAGACCACCCCACAGACUAUGAAGACAGUCACCAAGAAACCCUUAUUGAGAUGACACAGCAUUGGGAGCAAGGCAGUGUAAACGACAAGGGGUUCCUGACCAAUGAAGCGGGCACAGCAGAGUCCUUCGACACUGCAGAGUCUUACCACAGUCCAGAGAGCCAAUGGAGUGAUAACUCAGGGGCGGAAAUAGAGCUGCGCCUGUACACAGAACUCAUCUCAGGACUACCGAUCAUUGACGACAUCCUCUCUUACACCGACUACUGUUCACUGAACAGCAACACAUCCAGUUAUCACCAACAGAUCACGUGCCCACUCUGAGCCCCGCUCUCUCAGACCCCCGAACAGAACCAAAAAGACUUCACUCCCGACUUUUUCUUUAUCUCCUGACCUCAAGCUACACCAUCUUUGCCAUUUGACGAAUGCUGCUCUGUGACAGUUGGAGGAUCUCUACAAACCUUAGGUAGCAUUUUUGAAAGGAAGUAUGUCCGGUACUCUCUACUGUGUUUCCACUCUUUGUUAAAUCGGGCUCAUAGCUGUAUUGUACUCAGUUUGAAUAGCUCAUUUACAAGAUCCAUAGUUGAUAUGAGGGCACCUAGUCCGUUGCCAAAACAUCACAUCAACUCUCCGCUUGGAUGAGCAACAUCAGGUUUUUCUGUUUCACUGUGACAAAAUGUUCCGUUAUUUACACACUAUAUGAUAUGCAGCAGUAUAUUUCCGGGCGAUAAUCGUUCAUAACAAACUAUUAUGAGAAAAUGUCUGUUCAUUUGGUGAAAGGUGUUAAAGAUGUCAUUUUGUGUAUAUUUGUAUAUAUAUUUUUAAGUCAUUUUUUUUUGUGUACAAAAUAAAUUAAAUGCCAACCUA